CGCGGAGGGGCGGGGCCGGGCCGCGCCGCGCGGCGCUGGUGGCGCAGUCGGAAUUGGCGCCGCCGCGGGGCCCAGCCGGCAGCGGGCGCGCAGGGGCGGGGCAGCGGCGGCGGGUGUGUGUGGGGGGUGAUGCCCUUGUUUAUUUUUACCCGGGCGGCUCAUCCUCUCCGGCAGCCCCAGCGCGGCCCCCGCCGCCGCUCCCCGCCCCGGCGCCGCCUAUAAAGCGCCGCCCGCGGGGUGCCGAGGAUGCAGCUCUACAGCUCCGUGAUCACCCACUACCCGGCGGGCGGGACAGCCGCAGCAGCCGCCGCGGCGGCCUCGCCCAGCGCCGCCGGUGUCUUCAAGGUCUCCUUGUCUCCGGGACCCCCCUCCGCGGAGGCACCGAGCGCCGCCGACGCCGCGGGACCGAACCCGGCCGCCGAGAGCCCCGCCAAGGACGGCUUCGUUCCCGGGGGGGGAAACAGUAGCAGCAGCGCCGCCGCCAUGCCCGCCUUCUCCUCCUGCCUGGAGGUGAUGCCGAGCGGCCCCGCGGCGGGCCCCGGCAGCCGGCCGGCGGGCGGCCCGCAGUACAGCUCCUGCGCGCAGGUCACCGUCAGCCGUCGGCGGCCGCUGGAGCGGGUCGUGCCCAUCCGCAUCGUGCAGCGAGCCGAGGCCCCCGGCGAGCUGGUACCGGCCUCGCCGCGCAGCCGCGCCUGGCUGGAGGGCAUCCUGGAGAGCAUGCGGCAGGCCGGGGGGGACGGCGAGGCCGCCGCCCUGCCGCCGCCCGCCGAGGAGCCCAGCAACCGCAGCCUGCGCCUCAGCGAGCACUGCCAGGCGCUGCAGGCGGCGGCCGCCGGCGCCCAGCCCGGGCCGGUCCCAGGCUGUCGCCCCGCGGAGCGGAGCGGCAGCCAGGCGCUGCCCGCCGCCGGCCCCUCGCCCGGGGAGGAGGCGGACGAGGAGGAGCGGGGCGGGGGGCCCGGUGUGCGCGGGGGGCCGGGCGGCAGGCCGGAGCGCAGCGAGAAGCUGGCGCUGUACCUGGCCGAGGUGGAGAAGCAGGACAAGUACCUGCGGCAGAAGGGCAGGUUCCGCUUCCACAUCAUCCCCGACGGGAACUGCCUCUACCGCGCCGUCUGCAAGGCGGUGUAUGGGGACCAGCGCCUGCACAGCGAGCUCCGCGAGCAGACUGUGCACUACAUCGCCGACCACCUGGACCACUUCAACCCUAUCAUCGAGGGCGACGUGGGAGAGUUCCUCAUCGGCGCUGCCCAGGACGGGGCCUGGGCCGGCUACCCGGAGCUGCUGGCCAUGGGGCAAAUGCUGAAUGUGAACAUCCACCUCACCACGGGCGGCCGGCCCGAGAGCCCCACCGUUUCCACUAUGGUUCACUACCUGGGGCCUGAGGACCCGACACGGCCCAGUAUCUGGCUGAGCUGGCUUAGCAAUGGGCACUACGAUGCUGUGCUGGACCGCGUGUGCCCCAACCCAGAGUAUGAGGCGUGGUGCAGACAGACUCAGGUACAGCGCAGGCGGGAUGAGGAGCUGGCCAAGUCCAUGGCAGUGUCCUUGUCCAAGAUGUACAUCGAGCAGAAUGCCUGCUCUUGAGACUGCCAGGGCUGCAGGCUGGGAGCUUUGCUGCGGGGACUGAGACAGACAGAAGGUGUGCUGGCUGUGAUAGUGAUGCCUUAAUCCUUAAUGAAGCAGCAGCACCCCAGACUGAGAAGGACUGUAGAUUGUGGGGGAUAAAUACAGAUGUGUUUGUAAUAUUAUGUUGUAAAAACUUAGCCUCGGAUUAUUUGCAAGCAGAUUCUUUGCCUAUCUUUGUGUCUCCCCUUCCCACUGUCUAUUUUCUAUAAGAAUGUAUUUUUUGCACAAUAUUUUUAAAAUGUUACCUCCAUCUUCUACAUCUUACAUUAGUAUCUGGCUUUCAGCUGUACAGCCAAAAAUGUUUGUAAACAGUUUUUGUAAAUAAGGCUUACGAUGUAACAGCUAUUUUUUUGCUGUGUUUUUUACCCAUAAACCUUAUAUUUUUACCAAAUGAAGUUGAUGUCAAACUGACCCUUCCUAAUUGGUGAAAUCAUUGUGGGUAUUUUUCUUGCAAAACUAAAACAAUGGUUUUUGUAAAAAUGCAGCAAAGUAUGAACAGACGGCUUUUCAGAACAGUUGCUUUCUCUGCCUGGAGCACAGAACAGGUCCUUUGAGCCAGUUGGAAUGCAGCUACACAUGAACAGUACAGGGAGCAAUUGACUCUUCUGUAUUUAAUUACUGUUUUGAGUAAACUGGCCUCUUGUUGCCUGGUUGGCUUGCCCUCUGCUCCAUUUAUAUUAUUUAUCUGUAAUAACAGAACAUUAACUUGCAAUAGAAUGUUGUGACUAGAUAAUAGUCUCCCGCUUUGGCAAUAAUUGCCUUGGCUGCACCUCGGUGUUUGUGUUCUUGUUUCUGGGGUUAUGGUGUCUUUUGUACAAGCCCUGCUUCUUGGCACUAGUGUUGCACCAACAAAUCAUUAUCUGAUCACAACAUUUUAUUCACUUGAUGUUGUUUUCUAAUCAAGAAAUUGGGAAUGGCGUUCUACAUUAUGGUUUAAAAGAAGAGUAUUUAAAUGGAAGUUUGUAUGGUUUGCUGGGUCAAACAUUUGAAUGUUUCCAAUCUGAAUUCUGUCUCUACUUUCUGAUUAACUUGUUAGAUAUAUUUAUUAAGUAAUGCAGUUUGUACUUUUUUAUUUUGUAAUAUAUUGUGAUUUUGGAAUUUAUACUGUAUUUGUAUAAUAGGAAUAUUCACAGUUAAAAUGGAAUGAAUAAAGAAUAUAAUUUUACUUGGGUUCUUUUUUUCCAACUUUUGCAUUCCUGUUGUGGUGAAGAACUGCAAGGGGGUUCUCAAGGCCCUCUGUUUAGCUCCUCUACCUUAGUUUCCCCCAAUUAAGGGGUGGGAAGAAGGGGCAUGAUACUUUAUAAAUGCGAACCACUCGUAAUUCUGGUGUCUGUGGAUAUGUGAAAGAAAAGCAUUUAAAGACAAUUGAAGAAUUAUUUUGUAACUGUAAGAGGUCUUUGUAUAUCUCUUUGCCAGUGAGAAAUAUUUUGUAUCUUAAUAUGCCUUAGAAGAGUUCUCAAGCGUAGAAUGUGGGCUGGUUGUGAUGAACCAGGUCUCUGCUGGGCUGUGCACACUUGGGCUUGGACUCCGAUAGUUGGGAAUGUCCAUUCUGCAGCCAGUCCCAAAUGUUUUAGUUUUGCCUUGUCACCAGUGAUACCUCGGCAACCCUCCUCCUCCUCUUACUUGAAUAGAAGUAAUGUUACAAGGAACUACAGUUUUUUGCACUCCUUGCAAGAGGGGACUGUCUUGCAAGUUGUUAAACAGUACUGUGUGUACAUGCGUUUACAAACCUACCCCUGAUCUCUAAAAAUACUAGAAGUCCAUCCUUAAAUGACAGAAGGGUACUGGGUUAAAAUUGGGAUUAAAAAUUAACAAUAACUGAAAUGCAGAAAUCUUAAUUGAGCACACUUGUAAUAAAGAGCUGCAGGAUUGAUUGUGUAUAUAUUUAGUACUGUUUUAUGUGAUGCAAGGAAUAUAUAUAAAUGAAUUUAUUGUUAUUUCCAAAAUAAUGGUAAAUGCAGACUCGGGUUUUCUCCUUUUUUUCUACUAGGAAUCAUGUUUUUUCUUUAAAGGUAAAAUAAUGGGUGGAAAAAACCAGUCUUGCUAGUCAUCCACUAUUGCUUAACUUUACUGAAUCUCUGGAAAGCUGAGUUCUGAGGCGAGAGCAAGGAAAAGAUGCAAAUAUGGAUGUGUUGAUGAGGAACAGAGAUAGUUGGUGAUGAAAAUAGCUACUCGGGUGGCUGUAAGCACAAAAAUACUAAUACAGCAUCACUAAACACCAGUGAUAUGCUUGACUGAUUAAAAACUUUGUAUCCAGACUGUUUAGGUUUUGGGUUGGAUAUGAUGAAUUCACUCAAAGUGGUCAAUAUCCCAAACUUGUAAAAAAGCCAUUUGUUUCAGAUCUUUUAAAAUUACCAUUUUCAGCUAUAACAAUAAUUGUGAUUACAAUUUUUUUUGUUGUUUUGUUUGUUCAUUUUUUUUUUUGACACAAACCUUAGAAACAUGCAUAGAAUAAGCCAAGAAAAGAAGGAUUGAUAUUCACUCUGUGAGAUAUAAUUUAUAUUAAAGUGUCAACAAAAAAAUAGUGUUAAACAGCACAGAACCCUGGGAUAAGUUCCCACAGGGUUCCUGAGAAAUUUUGAUGCUGCUGCAUGAAUCACGGGGGCAUGCAGAUAACUUUAAGGGAUUUGAAAAAACUAGGUUACUUGUUGAACUAGUUUGCAAAGACAUGAAAGAUGUAUUGCUGAAGCAUGUAACAAGGCACUUGUUUUUGCAGCUUGCAUUACAUUCUGUGUCUAUUGACAGCUUGCAUUACAUUCUCUGUCUGACAAAAAUGGCAUGUCAGACGCUCCAGGCACAUGGAAGGUGAAAACGUUUUUAUUGCUUGGUGCUUAAAGUGCAACGGAGACACGGAGUUCGGAUGCAAGCUGAUGGUGUUUUGCCUGUGUAGUGGUAGCAGCAGUUUUAUGGAGUACUUUUAUAGUGGUAGUGACCCUUAGUGUGGACAAACCUUUACAAAACAGCUUGCAACGUUGUCACUUGCUCCCAGCAAAAGCACAAGUAGAUGCAAGUUUUCCCUUACUGUUCCUUGUUCAACAAUUCAGUAACAAGGGAAGGACAAAUGUUGUCCUUGCUCAUAAUUUCAGUACUCGAUUAUUUUAACCUUGGCUAAUCACUUACAUAACCCAGCUAAUCCUUAGACCUGUCUGGGGACAUUGGUCAACAGACUAUUAUUGACGAUAAGCGAGGAGGAGAGCUUGAUUUUCAAUAUUUGGCUCUAAGGUCAGGUAGAAAAUGCUUUAAUUCUGAACUGGGAAAAUGUGAACUGGAGUCUGUGGGAGCUGAAAAUUUAUGAUGCCAUCUUUGGUUGUAUUUAAUAAUACAAUUGUGAAUUAGUUGACAUGUUGGAUGCUUCAUUUCAGUUUCUCAGGUUGCCAAAGACUAUGGCAUUCUGUCACUAAAUGUGCAAUGGAUAUGUUAGAAUUUUCCUGUGUCUUGAACAGACUCUGUUAUACAAAGCAAGUUUUGCAAGAACUGAAUUGGUUUGGAUGUACAGUGAAUGCAUCCCAAAGUAGGAGUGGUGGGCAAGUGGGAAAAGGAAGAUUUGUGUGUUAUUAUUUUUCAUUUUAGUCAAUGGUUUUCAGAAAUUUCAGUGGAUGACUGUGCUUAGUAACUUAUUUAGGAUGCAUAAAACUUGCCUAAUACCAGCUACUGGGUUUAUCUGUCCUGUUGUACAUGGCUGGUACCUUACAUGUGUACAAGAUAAAUCUGUUACAUUAAUGCCGCUUGUAAAUAAAGGCAUAUUUUGGUU
Molecule: messenger RNA, 5374 nt
Organism: Tyto alba (common barn owl)
Lineage: Eukaryota; Metazoa; Chordata; Aves; Strigiformes; Tytonidae
Gene: OTUD1
Product: OTU deubiquitinase 1
Exons: 1
Coding region: 247-1581 (444 amino acids)
Biological process (GO): protein deubiquitination
Molecular function (GO): cysteine-type deubiquitinase activity
Source: RefSeq, a predicted model, not a curated record